AUGGCAAUGUCAGAUCUCACAGCAACCGUGAUCCCAAAGCCAGACGGGGCGGACGACGAGUCGGUGGAGAUCCGAGAGGUGUGGGCGGACAACCUGGAGGAGGAGUUCGCGCUGAUCCGCGACAUCGUCGACGAGUUCCCGUUCGUCGCGAUGGACACGGAGUUCCCGGGCAUCGUCUGCCGGCCCGUCGGCUCCUUCCGCUCCCCCGCCGACUACAACUACGCCACCCUCAAGGCCAACGUUGACAUGCUGCACCUCAUCCAGGUCGGCCUCACCUUCUCUGGGCCGGGCGGCGAGCUGCCGGCCCUCGGUGCUGGCCGCCGCCGCUGCGUCUGGCAGUUCAACUUCCGCGAGUUCGACGACGCGCGCGACAUCUUCGCGUCCGACUCCAUCGAACUGCUCCGUCGCAGCGGCAUCGACUUCCGCAUCAACGCCGAGCGCGGCGUCGAUGCCCGACGGUUCGCCGAGCUCCUCAUGUCCUCUGGCGUCGUGCUCAACGAUUCCGUAUACUGGGUCACCUUCCACGCAGGAUACGACUUCGGGUACCUACUGAAGAUUCUCACCUGCAAUAGCCUCCCAGACACACAAACCGGGUUCUUUAAACUUAUGAAGAUAUAUUUCCCGACUGUGUAUGACAUCAAGCAUCUCAUGAAGUUCUGCAACAGCCUGCACGGCGGGCUGGACAAGCUCGCUGAGCUACUUGAUGUGGAGCGCGUUGGGGAGUCUCAUCAGGCUGGGUCCGAUAGCCUGGUCACGUCCUGUGCAUUCUGGAAGCUCAAGGAUUCAUUCUUCGUGGGCUCAACAGAGAAAUAUGCAGGUGUCCUGUACGGGCUCAAUGCAGAGAAUGGUGUUAGUGCACAUUGA
This is a messenger RNA of Miscanthus lutarioriparius, 864 nucleotides long. The record is from the annotation of a GenBank genome assembly. Lineage: Eukaryota; Viridiplantae; Streptophyta; Magnoliopsida; Poales; Poaceae.